AAAAUGGUUCCUGCUUUAGGACAUAUAUCACAAAUGAAAGAGAGUGGGUCGUCAGAAAUUUGAACGUAUCAACAAAAUAUUAUGUUCGUGUUCUUGCCAGUAAUAAAGCAGGAAGUAGUGCUUACAGUGGAAGUGAAGGAUUUUUUACGAAUGGAAGUAAGUACAACAUGUAUAUUUGAAUCUUGUCUGUGGUGAAGAAAACUGUUCAGAACUUGAUGUUUGCCUACUUUUAUACCGUUGAAAAACCAGGGUCUCCUUCUAGCAAGAUAUUUUACUCAUUAAUACUUUCACAUUUCCCUCCAGGAGCAGCAAAGAAGGCCACAGAAGUGACAUCAAGUACGCUCACAUUUUCGUUGGAAAUUCCAUCGAAAACGUCUGUGUAAGUUGAUCGACUUUCUCAUGGUAUCAUUAUGGUCGCUGUUGUAAUAUACUUGCAGAUAUAAGCCGACACUUUGUUAAAUCUCCUACAUUGAGAUGGUCGCGAUCAUCAUGCCAUUGCACGGAAUUAGUCUCAGAUAUUAAGAAGCCAUUUGAAUCUAUUUUUAACGGUUGUUAUAUUUGAAGGUAAUUCUUAGUUUGUAGUUAUUUCUACGUGGUGGCUUUGAAAUUAAAAGAUGGCAAGAAACCUAGAUCAUCUGACAGUUACGAGAACAGUGAGUUAGUGACGUAUGCCGAGGCAAGAAAAUCAACCAAUCCGAAACCUUAUAUCGCUGCAGUUGUUGCAUCCAGCGGAGUUAAUGGAAACAUGUUUGUACUUGGUGAUGGCAGAAAUUCUCGUGAUCCAACAUCACGAAGACGCAGAUCAACCUCAAGUGAUUACUAUAAUG
Paramuricea clavata is the source of this 827-nucleotide messenger RNA. NCBI's taxonomy places the organism in Eukaryota, Metazoa, Cnidaria, Anthozoa, Malacalcyonacea, Plexauridae. The record is from the annotation of a GenBank genome assembly.